Molecule: messenger RNA, 1295 nt
Organism: Trichobilharzia szidati
Lineage: Eukaryota; Metazoa; Platyhelminthes; Trematoda; Strigeidida; Schistosomatidae
Source: the annotation of a GenBank genome assembly
GAAUAACUUUUCACUCAUUCUUCUCUCGUUCAACUGGCUGAUCUUCGGUGCCAAUUAGCGAAGACAGAUAUUGAUGAAGAUAACAGUCACCAAAUCUAUUUAUUAUAUAUACACUACAUGGAUUUCUCGAGUAUCCUUCAAGACUUACUAACUACACCGACAGAAGCACCAACUGAACAUACUACUACUGCUAUAAGUAGUAGUAAUACUCGCAGGAAUAAAAAAUUCUGUUUACUCCGAAGUCAUGGAUUAGCUGUACAUGAAAUAUUCUUCACUGAGUGUAUUCAUCAAUUCUUACAGCAGCAUUAUCCUACACUAACUACUGUUCAAUCUUAUGGAGACAAGCAGAAUAACAACAGCGGUGGUAUCAGUUCAUCGGAAGAUGAGAGAAAAAACAGCAGCAGAAGCAGCAGCAGCAGGCGUAUGCCUUGUAACAUUAUUAUUAUAUGCAUACAUAAAUCAUGGGAUAUAUAUCGAAAGCUGUUAAAUCCAAUUUAUACAAGUCAUCCUCAAAUUAAAGAAUCUUUGCAUAUUAUUGAUAUGACAGUUGGAAUGAAAGAGAUAUUAUCAUCAACAUCGUCAUCGAAUCAAUCCGCGGAAUCAAAUCUCCCUGAACAAAUGAAGAAGAAUUGUACAACAUCAGAUGUACAACCUAAUAAUAUUGAGGACAGUAUGAUUAGAAAUUAUAUCAAGAAUAAGGUAGACAAGCUGCUAAAACCUUCCUCUUCUGAAGGAGAAGGUGAUUCCAUGAAAUCAACCGGAGAUCAAAAUGUUGGCAUUUUUAUUGAUAAUUUAACUACCCUAUAUGAUUUAGGUGUCAGUGUACGUGAAUUAGAGAAUAUGAUAUCCAGCUGGUGCUGUUAUCCUCAUUCAAAUGUUGACAAUGAUAAUUUUGUAAAAACGUCUUCAUCAUCAUCAUCAUUAUUCAUGCACAUUGGUAUACACGUAGGUGAUAAUUUUGAAGAUUCAAUUAUCUCUGAAUAUGAACCGGCAUUUGUACAUUUUAUUGAUAUGUGGAGAAGACGUGCAUCAAAUGUAAUUGAAGUGAAACCACUGACAACUGGUUAUACAUCACUAAUUGACGGACAGUUGAUAUGUUGGAAACAAACAUCAAAUGUGGAUAAUAUCUGCGCGUCAACGUCAAAUACUUAUCAUUUUCGUGUUGAAGGGAAACGUAUCAACUGUUAUACCCCGGGAAUGUCAAAGUUAUUAACAUGAAAGAAGCGUUCUAUGUAUCUCUGUUAACUUUUAUGUAAAUAUAUUAUUAUUUUUGGUAUUUCAUAAUCUUUUUGUUA